Molecule: messenger RNA, 4325 nt
Organism: Macrosteles quadrilineatus (aster leafhopper)
Lineage: Eukaryota; Metazoa; Arthropoda; Insecta; Hemiptera; Cicadellidae
Product: importin subunit beta-1-like
Exons: 16
Coding region: 91-2757 (888 amino acids)
Biological process (GO): protein import into nucleus
Cellular component (GO): cytoplasm; nucleus
Molecular function (GO): nuclear import signal receptor activity; small GTPase binding
Source: RefSeq, a predicted model, not a curated record
GACGUCCCUUCAAGGCAAUUCCAUUGCCGGUCCAUGAAUUUUGCGGUGUUGUGGACGUGUAAAUUUCCUAUUUCUUGUUAAAUUUAUGCAAUGAUAGUUAAGAUGGCUUCAGAAGCUUCAGCUCAGUUAAUCCAAAUCCUCGAAAAAACUGUUUCUCCAGAUAAAAAUGAGUUGGAGGCUGCCCAGAGCUAUUUGGAACAAGCUGCUCAGACUAAUCUGCCUGAAUUUGUCAAAACACUUUCCGAUGUGUUACACCAUGGGGGCAACAGCCCAGUUGCUAGGAUGGCUGCGGGUCUUCAACUCAAAAAUACCCUCACUUCCAAAGACCAAACAGUCAAACUACAAUACCAACAACGAUGGCUGGCAUUCCCAGAAGAUGUCAGACUGUAUAUUAAAAAGAAUAUCGUCGGAGCCCUGGGUACGGAGAACAACAGACCAAGUUCAGCGGCACAGUGUGUCGCGUACGUGGCCGUGGCCGAGCUACCAGCUGGACAGUGGCCGGACCUUAUCAGUCUGUUGGUCAACAACGUCAUCAGCGGAGGCAGCACUGAGAUGAUGAAGGAGGCCACACUAGAGGCCAUCGGCUACAUCUGUCAAGACAUUGAGCAAGAUGUGCUGAUUUCUCAGUCCAACCAGAUUUUAACAGCCAUUAUUCACGGCAUGCGGUCGUUGGAGCCUAGCAAUCAUGUUCGACUGGCUGCUACUACUGCGCUAUUCAACUCACUGGAGUUUACCCGUGCUAACUUUGACAAAGAGUCGGAGAGGAACUACAUCAUGGAGGUGGUCUGUGAAGCUACUCAGUCCCCGGACACUCAGAUCAAGGUGGCCGCCUUACAAUGUCUAGUCAAGAUAAUGUCUCUGUACUACCACUACAUGGAACCUUACAUGGGCCCUGCACUCUUCCCUAUAACAUUGGAAGCCAUGAAGUCGGAUGUGGACGAGGUGGCGCUGCAGGGUAUAGAGUUCUGGUCCAACGUGAGUGAUGAGGAAGUAGACCUAGCUAUAGAGGACACUGAGGCCGCAGAGGUAGGCCGUCCGCCACAACGUACCUCCAAGUUCUACGCCAAGGGAGCCCUACAGUACCUGGUGCCGGUGUUGAUGACUAAACUAACCAAACAGGAAGAGUUUGAUGAUGAAGAUGACUGGAACCCCAGCAAAGCAGCGGGUGUGUGCCUCAUGUUGCUAGCCACGUGCUGCGAGGAUGCCAUUGUUCCUUUUGUCCUGCCCUUUGUCAAAGAAAACAUCAAGAGCCCCAACUGGCGGUUUAGAGAUGCGGCACUUAUGGCUUUUGGUUCUAUCCUCGGAGGAUUAGAAAAUGGAACAUUACGGCCUCUAGUAGAGCAAGCCAUGCCGACACUGAUAGAGCUCAUGUACGACUCUAGUGUGGUUGUGAGAGACACAGCCGCAUGGACGUUCGGAAGGAUUUGUGAGAUAAUCCCGGAGGCGGCAAUAAACGAGAACUACCUGAAACCUCUGCUAGAGUCUCUCGUGAAUGGACUGAAGGCGGAGCCGAGAGUAGCAACCAACGUCUGCUGGGCUUUCACUGGACUGGCGGAGGCUGCUUACGAAGCUGUGGAAGGUAAUGAGGAGGGAGCACAACCAGAGACAUACUGCCUGUCUGAAUACUUUGACUUCAUCAUCGCACGAUUGUUGGAGACCACGGAUAGGCCUGAUGGAGCUCAGGCCAAUCUGAGAUCAGCAGCGUAUGAAGCACUGAUGGAGAUGGUGAAGAACUCUCCAGCCGACUGCUAUGUGACAGUGCAGCGUACUACCAUGGUGAUACUGGAGAGGCUCAACCAGGUGUUGCAGAUGGAGAACCACAUACAGAGCAACACAGACCGAGCGCAAUACAACGACUUGCAGAGUCUAUUGUGUGCCACUCUACAGAGCGUACUUCGCAAAGUGACGCCAGACGACGCACCGCAGAUUUCUGACGCCAUCAUGACUGCUCUGCUGCAAAUGUUCAACUCAAACACAUGCAAGUCAGGGGGUGUUCAGGAAGACGCCAUCAUGGCUGUGUCUACCCUGGUGGAGGUGCUGGGAGAAGGGUUCCUUAAGUACAUGGACGCCUUCAAACCAUUCCUGUGUCUGGGUCUGAAGAACCACGCUGAAUACCAGGUGUGCAACUCAGCUGUGGGUUUGACUGGAGACAUCUGCAGAGCUUUAAAAAACAAAGCUUUACCUUACUGUGAUGAAAUAAUGACUCUAUUGCUGGAAAAUCUAGGGGACAAUACAGUGCAUAGGUCUGUUAAACCACAGAUUCUGUCAGUUUUUGGUGACAUCGCCCUCAGUAUCGGUCAUGAGUUCAAGAAAUACCUUGAUGUUGUUCUUCAAACUCUAGUACAGGCUUCACAGGCACAAGUUGAUAGGACUGAUUUUGACAUGUUGGAGUAUCUGAAUGAGUUGAGGGAAGGUAUAUUGGAGGCAUACACAGGCAUUAUUCAGGGGUUGAAGGGUGAUGGGCCUACGCCUAACCCUGAUAUUUUGCUGUUGGAGCCCCACGUACCAUUCAUCAUUCAGUUCAUCACACUGGUCGCGUGUGACACUGAUAAGGCAGAUAGCAACGUUGCUGCGUGUGCUGGGCUGAUCGGGGACCUCUGCUCUGCAUUUGGUUCAAAGCUGUUUGCAAUGCUUGACGUUGAUCCGGUGAAUGAACUGCUGACUCAGGGUAGAAGAUCUAGAGUUUCAAAAACCAAGACUUUGGCCACCUGGGCUACCAAGGAAAUGAGGAAGCUCAAAGCUGCCACCUCUAGCUGAUCCAACCUAGAAUGUAGAAACGGACCGACUGUCGUUGUAUUCCUACUUUUUGGUUGUCUUCUGCAUAAAAACCCCACACAACUCUGGUUGGAGCAGGCAGCAGUUUCCGACCAGUGAAGUGCAAGUGAAGUGUGAAGUGACGACAGUGUUGUGCGUACGAACGUAUGCGUGUGAUAAGAGGGGCGGACUCCCUAUCCUUGUUUAUAUCUUCAGGAAAAUUAAUUCGGUCAGCUCUGUAUCCGGCAAAACGUCUAACAUAUCCAGUGUUACAAUUGGUUACUGAGAGAUGACGAUGCAUUCCGACUACAACAGGUGCUUCACUCUUCUGAUAAAAAACAUUUGUUACAUUCGACUGAAGUGCCUUGGUUUAUAGCUCAGGUUAAUUUGUUGCUUCCUCAACCAAAGAUUUUCGCACGUCGUUUAGUGUGAAUUUAAUUUUUAAGUAGGAUUGUCCAAAUUAGACUGUUUAGUUUAAAGCAAUAAUCAAAGUUGUUUUGACUGCAAUCGCGACCUAGUCUUUAGAAGACUUCUUAACUCAGUCAUGUCUAUUGUAGUUUGUUUCCUUAUUAAAAUUGUUCCAUGUUUUAACCUCGUUUUGAACCAUUUCUAUUGUAAAUGUUAUUACUUGUCGAAUUUAAAUUCAUUUCCGUAGCAGGUUUAUUGUCUAAAUAUACUUAAGCCACUUAUUUUAUUCGGAGGUAAAUAAGCUAAACGACUUAAACACUAGGUUAUCUUAUUUAAUAAAUUUUGACAAAUGCCACAAAUGUUACUGUGAUUGAUAGGUUAGUAUAAAGUUCUUACGCGGACUCAUUGUAUUCCUUUUAGUCAUUGCCGGUACAAAAAUGUUUCCCGUUGCGUUUAUAUUUGUCCUUACCAUUUGGUUAAUGAACGAAUUUUUAAUUUUAUACUUUUUGAAAUUUUAAUAUGUUUUGUACUUUUAUUUAUAUACGAUUGGACUAAUCAUAUGUAUAUUAAGAAUCAAUUUAGGACGGUUAUAUUUUGAUAAACCGAUAAGACUAACUUAGAAUGCGUUAGGUAAUUAGUAAUAGGUUAAGCUGACCUGAGCUACCAUUAAAAUUACACUGUGAUCGGCGAUCCAUCGCCCGAAUACUUGAUUUAUUCCUGAUAGUGUGAUAAUGCGUCCCUCGUAUGUGUGUAGUCUAUGCCAGCCGAAGUGUGUUCUAAACACUUCCAAAGGUAUGGAAGUUAUAAUUGCAUUGUAUCAAUGAUGUUUGUAAGUACGUAUGUCUGUUAUUGUUGACCAUUGUGAGUGUGUAUGAGUGAGUGAAUGAGUGAGCGAGUCCAGUGCCAUGACAGUUCAGCUGGUCAUAUCCGUAUCCGGUGGCGACCCAAUCCCGUAGCUCCCUGCUCUAGCUUGCUUUCGUCCCCACCAAAAGGUAAUCGUUUAAGUUUCAUUCCCUCGUCUAUUAAGUAUGUUUUUGAAUUUUAUUGUUUAAAAAGACCUUUACUUUGUUAAAAUCUAGCAAAAUUAUUUUUAAAUGAAACAAAACUGUUUGUGUUAAAAAAAUACAUAGUUGUAUGGAAAUAAAGAUGCAGAAUCUACAAAG